UGGAAUCACACAGUAGGCUACACACAUAGAUUCGCACAAUUUUCAAAUUAGUUGUACAACUCGGGUCAUCAAAUUCUAUGUGUUUAAAAUGGUCGUUCACCAGGAGAAACGAAGGUCUUCGGUUGAUGCACAUUCUGUUAGAAGCGUAAAUUUGACGAAGGUGCCAAAGUCAAGAAAUAGGUCUUCAAUAACCUCUCAAGAUGAGAUUUUCGACGCGAAGUAUAAGGCUGCCAUCAAGGCAUACCAGAACUACAUGGAGGGAUUUCAGUUGAUGUUGGCUGAAAACGAGCGCAAAAUGAACAAAAUCCUUGACGAACGAGCGAUUCCACUCUGGUUUCAAGAACUUUCGGACAGUCAAGUUGAAGCCUUGAAUCGACUACUGGAGGCCAUAAGGGACGAUAUCGACGAGGAUACUGUUCUGCGCUGUCGAGGGCUUAUCAGAUGCUUGGGCGUAUAUCCGUUAUGCCCGGCAAGGAUCUUUCGGGAAGCACUCAUCAUGUCUCACGGAAAUGAUCUAUCAUUCCUCUGGUUCUUACUGGAACUUCACUAUUCUAAGAAUCGUCGACAGGGGUACUCCAACAAUGAGCGCUUGCUAAUGUCCGCUAUAUGCCAUUUGGAUAUGAUGACCACGUUGAGGGGUCUAGAAGGCAUCCUUCCGCCAUGUGCACCGAAGAAACCUAAUCGAGCGAGACGAAGUUGCGAGUCACUUGGAUGGCCCACUGAUUCUCGUCAUUAUUGUUCACCGUAUCUUGAACCUUUUCGAGUUCGGGAACCCCGAAAGAAAUGUCUCAGGAAAAAGAUCUUUCAAGCUCCAUUCUGUUUGGAUCGUUACAAGCGGUAUUGCGAUCCGGACUUUGUGAUACCGAACGAAGCGUCCCGAUGGUUUGCCAAACAGGUUCGAGGCAAUCAAACGGCGCCAAAAUCGGAGGACGAUCAGAGGGAACAUGUGCAGCGGAGGAUCCCCCUGACUGCCAGUGCUUGUGGGAGUGCGGAACUGAUUGUGCGAGAGUUGCUCAACGAUCAGAUUGCGUUGAUGGUGGGACGGGAGGAGGAACGCCAGGAACUUUGCCGGAAGCAUCACGAUAUGGCCCGGAGGAGGAAGAAGUUGAUGGAUUUGCUGACGAAGAGAUCUGCUGUGAGAGAGAAGCUAAACGACGAGGUGACAAAGGUGCGCAAUGAACAGAAACAAGCAGACGAGCUAGCACGCGAUAAUCACUUGAUACAGCUACUGCUGCGGAAGCUGAUAGACGAUUCGGUUGUAACCUGUAUGCUUACUCCACGUGGAAACUGUCCCGAAUGCUGGGCGUCGUUCGAACGACAACGGAAGCUCCUGGAUGGCACCCAGUGUUCAUGCGACAAAGAACCGGGCAUAUUCUGCCUCCGAAGUAUGCUGGCCGUAAAUGAGAGGAAAUCUCUGCUGAAGUAUUUCCGCUGUUGUCGAGCAUCGGUACCGUUCGAGUUUGACUAUCGGAAGAUACUGGAAGAUGACGUCCAGCGACCGGUUUGUCCGGUGAAAAAGGCCAUCCGAUUGGCACUGGGAAUGGAGGAAAACGGGGAUGUAGACGAAAGUGAAGCCGUGGACCGCUGCAUGAAGCAGAUGUGGCGUUGUGAGUUGAAGCUUUGGCACGAGAGGUUCCUCAAAGGUCGCGAAGAAGUGGCACAGCAGAAAACCGAGGUUGACCUGCUCGAUUUUGAGUACAUCGAUUCGAAGGAUCCCGAAUUUCUUCAGCAUCUCUUAAAGAGGGCUUUAUUGAAACUGUGUGAGCAUCCAAAAUACGUCUUGGCAACAUUUCCGGACGCUUAUCGUGUACCGUUCCUUAACGCUUGGAUACAGAACCGGUACGGGGUGAUCCCUUCGCAGCGUGAACGAAACGAGUUGCUCUACGAGAGCAAAUUCUUCUGGGAGUGGUUGAUUCCAAGGGUGACGGCCAUGCGAUGGCCCGUGUGUAAGGAUCUAGGCAUGCAGGGACGUGUUAACUGGAACUUUAAGACACGGCUAGAACGAACGGCCCAAGUGCAACUCUGCGCGUUCUAUCGAAAGUUCAAACGGGUCCAAAUGCUGGAGAAUCGGCUGUACUGGUCCACGAUGGAUCCCUAUCGGACCAAUGUGGAUCGCUUUCGGGAGGUGUUCUUCGAUUAUCUUCCAAAUUGUGAACCACUGAUUGGGCCGAUGGUGCGACCGUGGCAGAUGCACGAGUACCGGCCGAUGGAGUCACUCAAUAGAGCGCUGAAGGCGUGUGAUAGCAAAUCAAAGUGCGCGUGAUAUUUUGUUCAAUUGUUGAGAUAUUUAUUGAACGUAUUCGAUUUUGGUACAUUAUACCAGCUUAUACAAAGACCUACUAAAGCUAACUGGAAACGAUAGAGAACUUUAGUAUUAGUAAUAAGUAGACUAUUUCGAGUAUCUUUCUAUUUACAGACAUUUCUAAAAUACUUAUAUUUUUAUUAGCUUAGCUAUUAGUUUCCUUUGUAUUUGGUAGCAGUUUUUCCUCAUAGAUACGCUUCACGAUACAUGUUUCUUUUGAUCAUCAAAGAUAUCUUAUAUGUCCUUCCAAAUAUUGAAAUGCACAGACACGUUCUUAGUUAUUUACAUUUACGUUGUCUUAUCGCUUAAUGUAUAACUUGUCAAUUAGGAGAUAAUAUCACAAAGAAUUUCUAACACUAGACCCAUUUCAGAAUUCAAUGUAGUGUUCGACUUUUUCGUUAUAUUUGUAUGAGCCUUUGAAUAUAUUGCUCUCAUAGAAAACAUACAUUCUCUUGUUUGGAUUUGGAUUAGUUUGGAAAUUUUUUUCAAUAUCUUGUACAAAAGUUUAAAUUAGGGCUCGUUAAUGUUCAUUAUUAGUGUUUUAACACUGUAUUAUUCAUUCGAGAACGCACUACGAAUGUAGGAUCAGCAGCUUGUUGACCAAGAAAUUGAAAAAAAAAUCCCGAAAUAGAACUGAAAAGAGCUAUUUUCCUUGUUAAGAGUGAUGAAAAGAAGCACCUUCCAGUUUAGCUUCUUGUGUUAGAAAAAGUAGGCCAUUAUGUUUCUCAUCCUCUGGAUCAGGGUUUACCUAUUGGGUGGCUCUAAGGAUCUGUGAAUUCUAAGUAUGUAUCAUUUUUCUUGAUUGAUGAACAAAUGUAAGGAACGCCUUACAUCGUUUGUUUUACAAUAGAGCAUUAUUAAAUGGGUUCAGAUAUGUUAAACAUAAGGGGCCCAGAUAGCCGUAGCGGUUGUAAUAUAAAAAAUGGGCUUAUUUUGUUUAAUAGUUAUGAAAUCCGAGAAUCGCAGUUCCAUAUGCAUUUCCGUCAAAUAUAAGCAGUUGAUAUCUGCUUUUAACACGUCCAAUGAUCUUUCAGCUACACCUAAUACACAACACUUGGAUAUCCAACUAUGUUUUGG
Aedes aegypti (yellow fever mosquito) is the source of this 3379-nucleotide messenger RNA. RefSeq lists its product as uncharacterized. Lineage: Eukaryota; Metazoa; Arthropoda; Insecta; Diptera; Culicidae. The coding region runs from base 89 to 2263 and encodes 724 amino acids. The transcript has 6 exons. The record is from RefSeq and is a predicted model, not a curated record.